GCGGAGGGUGGCGGCGGUUCGAGGCGGCGGGCGGCACCCUGCAGCACUUGCAGGCUCUGGCGCAAAUGCUGCCGCUGCUCUUCUGGGGCCACUACUUCUGGCGGCGCUCGCAGAAGCAGCAGCUGGAACAGCCAGAAGAGGAUCCGACCCCAGCGCCGCUCGAGGGCCCGCAGGGCAAGGCGCCGCGCGGCGAGGCGGCGGCUCCGGGGGCGGGCGAGCACGAGGCGGCGGGGCUGGUCGCCGAGGACCUCGCGGGGGAAGACUCCGCGCCGCCCUGGGCAUGGGAGGCCUCCUGGGGCGCGGCGCCGGGCCGCGGGCAGGGCUGCGGGCCCGAGGCCAGCGGGCCGCCGCCCAGCGGCCCGGAGGAGUGA
This is a messenger RNA of Prorocentrum cordatum, 371 nucleotides long. The record is from the annotation of a GenBank genome assembly. Lineage: Eukaryota; Dinophyceae; Prorocentrales; Prorocentraceae.